Molecule: messenger RNA, 2287 nt
Organism: Malaclemys terrapin pileata
Lineage: Eukaryota; Metazoa; Chordata; Testudines; Emydidae
Gene: TKFC
Product: triokinase and FMN cyclase
Exons: 18
Coding region: 135-1949 (604 amino acids)
Biological process (GO): glycerol catabolic process
Cellular component (GO): cytosol
Molecular function (GO): ATP binding; glycerone kinase activity
Source: RefSeq, a predicted model, not a curated record
AGUAGGGCCCGGAUGAAGAUGAAGAGGACGCUCUGGCCAGCCUGGAGGACCCGCUACGAGCAUAAGAGUCGGCAGGCGGGCGAGUGAGGAGGGGGGGAGUGUUGCAGAGUAACCCUCCGCUCCCCCGUUUGUGGAUGGUGAGGGCAGCUCUCCUAGGAGGAAUCGGGCCCCUUCUUGCUGGGAUUCGCUCUGCCCACAGGGGUGCCUCAAUCCCCCCCAUGCAGGUCUCCAAGAAGCUGGUGAACUCGGUGCCAGGCUGUGCGGAUGAUGCGCUGGCUGGGCUGGUGGCCUGUAACCCAGCCAUCCAGCUCCUCCAAGGGCACCGGGUGGCACUGCGAGCCGACCUGGAGAACAUUCGGGGACGGGUUGCACUGCUGUCUGGAGGAGGGUCGGGGCACGAGCCCGCACAUGCAGGGUACAUCGGGAAGGGGAUGCUCACCGGAGUGGUGGCUGGCGCCGUCUUCACCUCUCCUGCAGUGGGAAGCAUACUGGCAGCGAUCCGGGCGGUGACGCAGGCUGGCUCAGCCGGGACCCUGCUGAUCGUGAAGAACUACACUGGGGACCGGUUGAACUUCGGGCUGGCACUGGAGCAGGCACGGGCGGAGGGGGCCGACGUGCAGAUGGUGGUGGUGGGUGACGACAGUGCUUUCACCACGCAGAAGAAGGCCGGGAGAAGAGGGCUGUGUGGCACGGUGCUCAUACACAAGGUGGCUGGGGCGCUGUCAGAGGCAGGGGCGAGCCUGGAGGAGAUUGUUCGCAGGGUGACGGCUGCUGCAGGAGACAUGGGUACCUUGGGCGUGAGCCUGUCCCCCUGCAGUGUCCCUGGCUCGGGGCCUACCUUUCAGUUGGCUCAGGAUGAGCUGGAGCUGGGUCUGGGGAUUCAUGGUGAGGCAGGCGUGCGCAGGAUGAAGAUGGUGCUGGCGGACGAAAUCGUCAAGACGAUGCUCGAUCACAUGAGCAGCCCUUCCAACGCCUCACGUGUGGCCUUGGAGCCCGGGGCCUCCGUGGUGCUGGUGGUGAACAACCUGGGAGGCCUGUCCUUCCUGGAGCUGGGUGUGGUGGCCGGUGCGGCCGUACGCUGCCUUGAGGAUCGAGGUGUUCGCGUCGCCCGAGCUCUGGUUGGCGCCUUCAUGACGGCGCUGGAAAUGGCCGGUGUCUCCCUCACCCUCCUGCUAGCGGAUGAUGAGCUCUUGAGACUGAUCGAUGCUAAGACCACAGCUGUGGCAUGGCCCAACCUGGCCCGAGUGACCGUGACAGGCAGGAGCAGAGUGCUGGCUGCACCUGAGGCAGGACCUAUGGUGGAGGAGCCCGUCCCAGCUGGAGCACCAGCCUCCCAGCGGGUGCGGCUGGUUCUGGAGCGGGUGUGCAGCACUCUGCUGGGCCUGCAGGAAGAGCUCAACGAGCUGGACCGCGCGGCGGGGGACGGCGAUUGUGGCAGCACCCAUGCCCGGGCCGCCAGGGCCAUACAGGAGUGGUUGAACUCGACUCCCCUGCCUGCCCGGCCAUCCCAGCUCCUCUCCACCCUGGCCAGGCUGCUGCUGGAGAAGAUGGGGGGGUCCUCGGGGGCGCUGUAUGGGCUGUUCCUGACGGCGGCCGCACAGCCCCUGCAGAGCCGCAGCGACCCCGCGGCCUGGGCUGCCGCCAUGGAGGCUGGCAUUGAAGCCAUGCAGCGGUACGGGGGAGCUGCGCCCGGGGACAGGACCAUGCUGGAUUCGCUCUGUGCUGCUGCUCAGGAGCUGCACGCCAUGCAGGCCCCUGGCACCGACCUGCUGCCUGUGCUGGCCAAGGCAGUCCAGAGUGCAGAGGCUGCGGCUGAAUCCACUAAGAACAUGGAAGCAGGCGCUGGCAGGGCCAGUUACAUCAGCUCGGCCCGCUUGGAGUUACCGGAUCCAGGGGCCGUGGCAGCAGCAGCCGUUCUGCGUGCUGUGCUGGAAGGGUUACAGAGCUAGAGUGCAUGACUCUGCCACCUCCCGCUGCUCCUGGGCACCUCCCUCACUUUAUCCUCCUCCCCCCGCAAGUCCCUGGGGCCCUUCUGUGCUGACUUGCACACCCUUUGUAGGCAAGACAAGGAGAAGUGAUGUUUAUGGGAGUCCUGGCAAGAGCUGGCUCAAUGCUCCUGGAUCUGCCCAAACCAGGAUCUCAUCGGCAGGAAUGGGGGCCAGCAGGGAGACUAGGGUCAUCCCUGUGCCCACUGUUCACUGGGUAGCAGGCCCACUGUCCCUCCCAGUUCAUCCCUGCUACUGGGUGCUCUGAGCGCGGUGGCUAUAAUAAAGAGCUCUGCUCCAGA